AAAAGGCCUUUGGUGGUUCAGUUGAAGGUAAGAGCCGUUUUACACCACUUGAGGGACAGUUGCUAUGAGAUCCGGACACCGUAGGUCCACAAUCCCGGCACAGUCCUGUUCUCGUCCCUCUCGCUCCUCUCGCUCAGCCCCACGAUCCGUACACGGGCCCCGGGGAGCUUCCGGCUGAUGAGGGAAUGGGAACCGAUGGAUCUCAGACAGAGCUGAGCUCCAACUAUCUAAAUGCAAGGAUUGGAAACUCGGAGAAAGGAACAAAAUCUUUUACAUCACCAGAAUUGAGAGAGAAGAGAGAAGAAGAACGUAAGUUUGGAAAAUGGACCAUAUCGAGAAGAGGUUAAUGGAGGAAGUCCGAAAAUAUGUACAUUUGUACGACUCUUCAUCGCCAGACUAUAAAGACUGCCAAAUGGCAUCAAAUUCGUGGAAAGAAAUUUCCAAAAACAUUGGUCUGGACGUCACGGAAUGCACAAAGAGAUGGAAAAACUUGAGGGACAAGUACGUGCGCGCCCGGAAAAGACUCUCCAAGAGGAGCGGGGACCGAGGCAGAAAAAACAAAAUGCCAGUGUUUUAUUUGCCUCUUUCCUGGCUGGCACCACAUAUUAAGCACCGGGAAACAGAAUCAAAUUAUGACGACAACAAGGAUGGAAAUGAUUUGACCUCAGGGUUGUCCACCUCGUCAGUUGCUGAGGAAAACCAACCAGCGGGCAUUCCAUCUUCACGUGCAGAAUCAUCAUCAAGUAGUGAGACAUCCCCUCUGUCCCCCAGCCCAAGGACAACACAGAAGAGGAAGAGGAAAGGACAUGACUGGUUUCAGAAGCAGGUCGCCCAGUUGGAUGAACGUACGGUGGAACUGCAACAUAGACUGUUGCAGGAAAAUGAUGAGUUCUCCAGGUUUGGGCAAACAGUUGCAGACAUGCUGCGGAGGCUGCCGGAGGAGCACAGGCCACAGGCAAUGUUUGAUGUCCACAAGCUACUAUUUGAGAGGCAGCAGCAGAAACGAUAA
Messenger RNA from Mobula hypostoma (lesser devil ray), 1009 nucleotides. RefSeq lists its product as uncharacterized. NCBI's taxonomy places the organism in Eukaryota, Metazoa, Chordata, Chondrichthyes, Myliobatiformes, Myliobatidae. The record is from RefSeq and is a predicted model, not a curated record. Gene Ontology annotation, cellular component: transcription regulator complex; nucleus. Gene Ontology annotation, biological process: regulation of transcription by RNA polymerase II. The transcript has 3 exons. Bases 323 to 1009 code for a protein of 228 amino acids.